Molecule: messenger RNA, 788 nt
Organism: Uranotaenia lowii
Lineage: Eukaryota; Metazoa; Arthropoda; Insecta; Diptera; Culicidae
Product: glutathione S-transferase 1-like
Exons: 2
Coding region: 104-772 (222 amino acids)
Biological process (GO): glutathione metabolic process
Molecular function (GO): glutathione transferase activity
Source: RefSeq, a predicted model, not a curated record
CUGCGCCACGCAACAGAGCGCUCACUCAGUGUCUGUUUGGUAGUCGGUCGAGAGAGUUGACUGCUUCAAAUUGAUCUUUCCCGGUGGCACGGUUCCAGUAGAAAUGGCCCCAAUUGUAUUGUACACAACUCGCCGGACGCCGGCCGGUCGAGCUGUCGAAAUAACCGCCAAGAUGAUCGGUCUGGAGCUGGAUGUUAAAAUUGUGGAUCUCGUUAACAAGGAACAUUUGACUGCUGAAUUUCUCAAACUCAACCCACAACACACCGUCCCAACGAUUGUCGAUAAUGGAGUGGCACUUUUCGACAGUCAUGCAAUAAUCAUCUAUCUGGUGUCGAAGUAUGGCAAAGAUGAUAGCCUGUACCCGAAAGAUUUGGUUACACAAGCUCGGAUCAAUGCUAUGCUGCAUUUUGAAUCAGGGAUUCUUUUCGCGCGCCUGAGAGGAAUGCUUGAACCCAUCUUCUACAAGGGAUCAGCGGAAGUCCCACAGGAAAAGCUGGACGCCAUCCAUGGAGCUUACGAUCUGUUGGAAGCGACACUUCAGUCGGACUUCUUGGUAGGAAACUCGCUAACCUUGGCCGAUAUUAGCUGCAGCACUUCACUGUCAACUUUGGCCACGCUGUUCCCAAUUGAUGCUGGAAAGUGUCCUAAGCUAGUGGCUUAUUUGAAACAUUUGGAAAGUGCCAUCCCCGGUUACCAAGAGUACAACACUGUCCGUGCUGGAGAAGCACAAGCGCACUUCAAGCUGAAGCUGGAGGAGAACAAAAAGAAAUAAACUCAUAUUUGAAAUG